Messenger RNA from Maniola jurtina (meadow brown), 2370 nucleotides. RefSeq lists its product as uncharacterized. The record is from RefSeq and is a predicted model, not a curated record. Lineage: Eukaryota; Metazoa; Arthropoda; Insecta; Lepidoptera; Nymphalidae. The transcript is spliced from 2 exons. The coding region runs from base 198 to 2288 and encodes 696 amino acids.
GCAUCGACAACACGAUAUAAUUACACUGUCCAGUCCCUAAAUCUGACGUAGCAACAAUCUCGAAAGAAAACAUUACCAGCAAAGAAUCCGGCGCAUUUUUCAGCACGGACGCAACCGACGCGCGUGUUUUGUGUUUUCCAUCGAACUAACAAACAAGCAUUCCUUAUAGUUCAUAAUAGUGAUGUGUCUCUCACACGAUGUCGACUGAAGGGUCGGUUAGUACGUCGUCUGGGAUCAGGCAAUUCGGGUUAUACAGAACCAUCGAUGCGAGGACGGAGGAGUUCCUCAGGCUGUCGAGAAAACGGCAGAUAAGGCAGGGUUGCGCCUGCGCAGCGAUCUCUACUGCUAUCACUGUAACUGUUGUCAUUAUAGUUCUACUAAUCUACGAGUAUAUGAUUGUAGUAGAAACCAGUGAAGUACAAAAAAGGACAGGCUCCAAUAAAAUAAGAUUCAUUGGAAAAGAUAAUCCGAUUGCCGAAAGACUAGACAGGUCUCACUUUGGCUUUGAUCAAGAUUAUUAUGAGAGGAUGCCACUUCUUGUUAACGCAAUGCAAGAAGUAAGUUAUAUAGAUCCGAUAGGAGAAACAUCUAUCUCUCGAUCAAGGAAAAGACACUACAGCAGAAAUCGUUACAAACCUUCUACAACUACCGCUGAUAGUAGAUUUAUAAGAAGAACUAGUCCCAAACCUUUUACUUUUGAAUAUAGAAGUCCAUACCCCAUGCCCUUCUCAAAGACACAAGGCACGCCAAGGAGCUGGGUUGAACAGUAUCGCAAUGCACAAAGAUUAAAAAACCUUCAUGAUGUCGUGAAGUAUCUUGAAAAGACCUUGAAUGCGAAAUUUGGUGAUGUUUAUUUACCGACGAGAGCUCAGAUAGCUUUCUCGGGAAUCUAUGUACCACCAACUGAGAAUAAGAACAGAGACUCAUAUUUGCCUGUAAAUGACAAUAUACCACAAGAGUCACAACAUUAUAAUGUGAAAUCAAAUCACUAUUCAGAUCCAUUAUAUACAUUCAGACCUGAUAGUCCAGGUGAUAUCAAUUUACUAGCUGAUGGCUUUAGAUUUGCACCAUCGGCUUUUUCGUCUCAAAAUAAUCCAAAGAGUUAUGGCAUCAAGCAUGUGUUUAGUACAGUCACUGAAAGAAAAACGCUUCCGAAUUGUAGAAAUAUGGAUUGUUCAUCUGACCAUUUGAAUUUUGCCAAAAAAGCAGAGCUAGAAUCUUCUCAAGAAGACGACAUAAAGAAAUACGAUAAUGAAGCCAAGCUUGUUGAUAUAAAGGUUAACGUUUUUUCAUCUCCCAAUCCACCUACUGAAAACACUAUAAAUAGAAAUAUAGAUAAUAUUUACAUAACGUCGCCCAGGCCCAUAUUUCAGUUUAGAAGGAAGUCUACUGUGCCUUUUAGACGCUCUAUGCACACUUAUAACCACCCAAAUAUUUUUGUGGAGAAACGAAAAAAUAUUACUAUCACCUCUUUAAAAACAGGUGAAAAUAAAACAAUAAUAUUCAAAAGAUUGAUACCUCUAAGCGUUUUUACGGCGAACGAUAAGGUGGAAAAAAGUUCGCAACAACCUGAGAAAAUUGAAGACGAUCAAACUGAAGAAACCACAGUUAGGUCCACGAUACAGAAUUAUAUAAAACUGGAUCACAUGACAAAUUACCCGAGGUUAAACUAUUCAGACGUGGAAGAUUACCAUGUAGGCAGCUCAGGUGUAAUACCAGUUGAAUCUAGAACUAUCACACCAAUGUAUCCUAUCAACAUGCCUAUCGUGCCAAUCACAGAAGGUACAAUGUACAGAACCACCACUAAUCCACCUGAAAUCAUUAAGUUCAGCCCUGAAGAUGCUAAAGUACCGGAUCAUUAUCUACGAAAAUCUGAUAUUAGUGAUGUCACAGAGAAUCAAAAUAUACACAAUUGGGAUUAUUCCGAAAAUACUGAGAAGUACACUGAAGAUGUUGAAACAAAAACGCUUGUAAUUAAACUAAAAAAUACGAUUGAAACAACGACAAAAGAAAACGUUUCCGAAGAGAAAGAAAAUUCAGAAAUAGAUGAAACUGAUGACGACUUAGAAACUACAACAUCAGGUACUUAUGUCCCACAGAUAAACGGUCACCAUAGACAUAUUAACUACAAAAGUUUAACGACUCUCUUGAGAGAAAAUUCGGAGAGAUAUAGAAAAAAGAGAAUCGAGAAUUUAAUAACGACACGAACGAUACAAAAUAAUACGUACGUACCCAUGUACGUGGAAAUUAAGAGAAAUAGAAGUAAUUUUGAUUAUGAAGCAAAUUAAUUAAUUAAGGUUAAUUUUAAGUUUAAUAGAAUAUUGUGGUACGUAGAUAGAUAAAUAAUUAAAAUAAGUAUCUUUUGCAGUG